Messenger RNA from Capsicum annuum, 1904 nucleotides. RefSeq lists its product as uncharacterized. Gene Ontology annotation, biological process: mRNA splicing, via spliceosome. Bases 155 to 1621 code for a protein of 488 amino acids. Gene Ontology annotation, molecular function: RNA binding. Gene Ontology annotation, cellular component: nucleus. The record is from RefSeq and is a predicted model, not a curated record. The transcript has 10 exons. Lineage: Eukaryota; Viridiplantae; Streptophyta; Magnoliopsida; Solanales; Solanaceae.
CAUUUUACACCCACUUGUUAAUACGUACUUGAUACUCCCUAAUUUUUCAGAUUUUCACCCUAAAGUAAUUCAUUAAAAUUGAAUGGAUCAUUAACCCCAUAUUGAUCUACAAGCUCAACCUCUCAAUAAAUAUAAUUUCCGAAUCAACAUAGUGAUGGCGGGAAGUGGAACCGAGAAAGAAGAAGAGCUGGAGCUGGAGCUGGAGCUGCACGAUUCCCAAGAUCAGUUCGUUUGGGAUGAAACUUCUCACCUUUAUUACCAUGCUCGCACUGGAUUUUAUCAUGACCCUCAAGCAGGCUGGUAUUAUAGCUGUAAUGAUGGCCUUUAUUACAAGUUCGAAAGUGAUACUUAUGUUCCGAUAGAGUCCUCCAAGGAUGGUUAUGGGGAAAUGAAUAGUUGUGAGAGCAUUGCACCUACGGGGUGUAACAAAGAUGAGGUAGAUGCAGACAUCAAUAUGUUAGGUGAAAAUGUGAGUCAAGCAGUGGAACCACUUUCGACUGAGUUCUCUGAAGAACACUUGGAGGAUACGAGUUGCAAGCUUCCAGAAAACCCACCACCGCCUUCAGAGUGGCUCGAAGAUACUCUCAUUGAACUUUAUCUGGCAAAUUAUACCACUCAAGCUGCCAAAUCAGACUUAACAGUGGCUCCAGAAAUAAAUGACACAGAUCACACACAUUCAUCAGCAGCUGGGAAUGACAGCACAUAUGAACUCGAGGAAGGUGAAUGGAUACCAGAUGACUGGACAGAUUCUGCUGAUCCAGUUGCAGAUGUCAUGGAUGAAGGCAUUUGUUUGGAGGAAGAGAACUGGCUAGCCCAGUAUGGUCAAGUUGAACGACCAGUUGAUGAUUCUCUGUCACAUAUUCGGGCUGUUGAUUUGUGGGAUUGGUCAAUGGUUAAAAAGAUCAGAAAAGGUCGAAAAAGAAGGGUGACAAGGCUGGUAGGACGACUGGUGAAGCCCACUGCUAAGCUGCAUCCAUCAAUGCCCUCGAGUGGCCAUCUACUUAAAACUGCUCCAGUAUGUGAAGUCCAUCUUGAUCUGGUACGAGUUACAUCAGGUCAGGUGUACAGGUUGAGAAAUCCUAGCACAAAAUACUUGGCUUCUUUGUCAAAUUAUGAUUCUUCCGAUCCAACGAAAAAUUGGCGCUUUCCGCAAAUGUCAAUCAACAAAGAAAUCCAGACAUGCUCACCAGUCGCUGAAAGAUCUAAACCCAUAAGCACAACACUUCCUGUUGAGGAGGCUGUAUCUCUGCCAUCGGAGAUCAGUGUGCCUGAUAGGGACAGAGACUGUCUGUACAGGGACAGAGCUGCAGAAAGAAGAGCAUUGCACGGCGGGUUUGGUGUUGGUCCAGGACAAAAAGUUUCACCCAACUCUGAUGAUUCUGUUCCAUUGGAGGCAUCUGCUGGCCCAGAGGAAGCUCUUUCUGAAUCCUUGAACAAUUCAUUUGGAGCUGGUAGCUAUGCUAGAAGAAUGUUGAAAAACAUGGGCUGGAAGGAGGGAGAGGCACUUGGAUGCAGCAACAAGGGAUUGAUUGAACCAUUACAGGCUACAGGAAACAAAGGUUCUGCCGGACUGGGUUGGAAUGAUGAACGAAGAAAGCAGUCCAUGUACAGUUCUAAAUGAACGAGGGAUGUAGUUCCUUUAUUGGCAGCCUGAUAGAAUGUAAUAAUCUAGCUUCAGUUGUCUGCUCAAUCAGCUUAGUUUACUAUUUGUUGCCUUUUCCCGGUCACAUAUCUGCUUCGGACUUAUUUUAAAGAACACCAUAUGGUUAAAGGAUAGAUCUCAUAUGAAGAGUUGCAGCAGAAACAAUUAGAAAAGAAACUGUCCCAAAAUAGUUGUCCCAGUUUUGAUUUUGGUUUGUACGACGACAUGCCUUUUUUAAAAUGGGAAAUUACUCUUUACACUA